CUAAACCUCAAAAGCACACACUCGGGAAAACUCCUAAAUUCUCAGCGCUGUCUUUAAACUUUAGAGUCCCUCUUCUCUCUGCCCCUUUCUUCCGUCGAAACUUUCCAGAGAGUUCGAAUCCACCAAACCAUGGCGACCGUUAUGCAGAAAAUCAAAGACAUCGAAGAUGAGAUGGCUAAGACCCAAAAGAACAAAGCUACUGCUCAUCAUCUUGGUUUGUUAAAGGCAAAACUGGCAAAACUUCGAAGGGAGCUUCUUACUCCUACAUCAAAAGGUGGUGGUGGAGCUGGAGAAGGUUUUGAUGUUACAAAAAGUGGUGAUGCAAGAGUGGGUUUAGUGGGCUUUCCUUCAGUUGGAAAGUCGACACUCUUGAACAAAUUGACUGGAACUUUUUCUGAGGUUGCUUCAUAUGAAUUUACCACCUUAACGUGCAUUCCUGGUGUCAUCAUGUAUCGAGGAGCUAAAAUCCAGUUGUUGGAUCUCCCAGGAAUUAUUGAGGGUGCCAAGGAUGGAAAAGGUAGAGGAAGGCAGGUUAUCAGUACUGCAAGGACAUGCAAUUGUAUACUUAUUGUUCUUGAUGCAAUAAAACCAAUUACUCACAAACGUCUCAUCGAGAAAGAGCUUGAGGGAUUUGGUAUUAGGUUGAACAAGGAACCACCUAAUCUGACAUUCAGGAAGAAAGAGAAGGGUGGGAUCAAUUUAACAUCAACAGUGACCAAUACUCAUUUGGACCUCGACACCGUAAAAGCCAUAUGCAGCGAAUACAGAAUACAUAAUGCUGAUGUUCAUCUUAGAUAUGAUGCAACUGCUGAUGACCUUAUUGAUGUCAUUGAAGGCAGUAGAGUAUAUACGCCUUGCAUCUAUGUUGUGAACAAAAUUGAUCAAAUCACAAUGGAAGAGCUGGAGAUUCUGGAUAAACUUCCACACUAUUGUCCGAUCAGUGCUCAUUUGGAAUGGAAUCUUGAUGGCUUGCUGGAGAAGAUUUGGGAAUAUCUCAGUCUAACCCGUAUAUACACCAAACCGAAGGGAAUGAAUCCAGACUAUGAGGACCCAGUAAUUCUAUCAUCAAAGAGGAGGACAGUGGAGGACUUCUGUGACAGAAUCCACAAGGAUAUGGUUAAACAAUUCAAAUAUGCGCUGGUUUGGGGUUCAAGUGCAAAACACAAACCUCAGAGGGUGGGCAGGGAACAUGAACUAGAAGAUGAAGACGUCGUCCAAAUCAUCAAGAAGGUGUGAUUGCAGAACUUGUACUUUGAACGCUGCAGUUGAUGCAGAUUUCUAGCACUAAAGGGUCUCAUCGCAUGUUGAGGUUUGUCCUAGAUUGCAUCCCUUGGUUUAGUUGUCCUUUUUCCGGUAGGUAGAUCUAGUUUGAACAAAGUAAAUCUUGUUGUGCAUGUUGUCACGGACAAGCUAUAUGGUGAAUCUGCGCACAUACUGGCCAAUCGUCUCUGUAUCAUCUAAAGCCUGCGCGAGUUAGCAGUUAGUGGUAAUUGAAACUGCAAAAUUUUUGUUUGUUUGAUAUGCAUUGUUGCCUCCAACUGGAGCUAAAAUUUUCCAUGAGAACUUUUAGUGUUUUUGAUGAUUUUACGUUGAA
Messenger RNA from Nicotiana attenuata, 1594 nucleotides. RefSeq names its product developmentally-regulated G-protein 3. Bases 130 to 1236 code for a protein of 368 amino acids. NCBI's taxonomy places the organism in Eukaryota, Viridiplantae, Streptophyta, Magnoliopsida, Solanales, Solanaceae. The record is from RefSeq and is a predicted model, not a curated record. Gene Ontology annotation, biological process: cytoplasmic translation. The transcript is spliced from 10 exons. Gene Ontology annotation, cellular component: cytoplasm. Gene Ontology annotation, molecular function: GTPase activity; GTP binding.